UUUUUCUCUCAAAGAAAUCGAUUUACAUCCAAUGCAGCACUGCCUUGCAUCCAAUUGGACGUGCGAUAGUCGCCGUGCGUGCAAUGGUGGAAAAGUCUGCACUAGCAAUAAUUGGUCGACAUUUAGAACGCAAAUGGACCACUGUUCUUGGAGUUGGAUUUCCAGGCAAAAAAAGUGGUAUAUCAGAGCGGCGACCGAUAAGUGAGCGGAUAAAAUCUUCGUUCGGGAGCGAAUUCGCUCUUGAAAUUCCGGUUGGAAAAGCCGAACACAAAUCGAAACGAGAGAGAAAAAAAUAAAACUCUCUCUCUCCAUGCUCUCGCACUAUUUUCGUAUCCGCGACCGGAGAGAGAUUUCUAUGUUGCGAUUUGUGUUCGAAAAAGGGGGGAAAACGGACAAGCAUACACGAACGAGAAAGCGUUCCGCAUGCGAUUGGCGGCUGUCUCUUGCCUUCCCUCGGAUCGGCCGCACUAUGGGCAUGCGGCACAAAUGGUCAAACUGCGUUACACCGCUAAAUCGUGGAAGCGGAGCAAAAGGACCGAAGAUGAUGUUUUCUCCCGCUUUGUCGCGAUGUCUGUUUUAGAGGAGAAACAGAGAGAGAGCGUGUGAGAGAAAGAGAGAGAGCCAGCGGAGACGGAAAGAGAGCGCAACUAAGACCCGAACGUUGGACCCGACCUGUCGCGGCGAUGUCGCUUGCGUAUGAAAUGCGUUUGGCGCAAGAAUUUCGUUCACUUCGUCGUUCUGAGAAGACCUGUCGCACCGCGUACCGUUGCGUAUCGAAUGCGAUUGGCGCAAGAAUUUUAUCCUGCGCGGUAUACGUAAGCGUUGGAGCUACGAUUUCGAUAGUAAUCCCCCGCACGCUAAGAUCGUUGGCGAAAUUGUACGUGUGUUUGUUUCUGUGUGUGUGCGCGCGGAAAAAAGAUUUUCUGAGUAGUGUUUGAAGUAGGAAAAGUUUUGCUUAUUGAGUGAAAGUGAAAUUUUACAUAAACCCCGUGUGCCAAGCCGCAAUUGCCCCCUGUGUGUGCCGACGUUUGCAGCCAGAACCAAGUAGGCCAUCGAGAGGUUUCCCCUUCAGACGUUGUUCGGGCAGAGCAGUUCGAUCGAACGGGGCAGGCAUUUGCAGCAGCAGCAGCAUAAGCAUCGUCAUCGUCGGUAACCAAUAGUAGUAGUAGUAGGGUAACAUCAUCAUCAUCAAUAUCAUCAUCAUCAUCACCAUCAUAGCAGACGCAGGAAAAGGACUACGUUGUGACUGCCUGCGAUUUUCGGAGGAUAAUGAAAAUCGAUCUAAUAACGGCAGCGGCAAAAGUUAUACACACGCAGCAAAAGCCCGCAGAAGAAAACCACCGUGCUGGUGGAGCUGUGAUGUGUCAAGUGUGGCCUGUCGGUGUUCACGUUUUUAAUUAGCCACGCUUUUUGGGGUUUUAAUUUGGUUCGUUGGCCAAUAUCCCUUUUUACCGAUCGGUUUCCUAUCGUCCAAGAGUUGGGUGCAAUCUCUGUGUAUCUUUGUGCGUUUCUGUGUGUUUAUGAGUGUCUGUAUGUGUGUGUAAAUGGUGAUGAAGUUGCAAGCAAAUUGAAUAAAUCGGAUGUGUUUCCAGUGCUUCAUGGCCUGCUAUAUCGGGUGUCUUAAGGAAAUGUGCGAUCAACAACAGCAGCAGCAUCAUCAAGCAAAAGUUGUGCUGACAAGCUGUGUGUGCGGUGGUGUGUGAGAUUAUUACAUUGAUAGCAGCGUGCAAUCGGUAUCAAACCCGCCCGGUCCGGCCAGAUCCGUGUUGUCCGACGACGCAUUGUGGUUCCCGGUAUUGUUGAAUGGUUAUUUUUUUGGUUCGUUUUUGCCAUUGCAUCAAUUAAUGCCGAAUCGGUUGGUACGACACGACCGGAGAGUGAACGCGCAGCACAAAAAGCAAUUCCUUUCCAACGCGCCGUUGAACUGUGAUGGUGCUCGACGUGCAAAAGUUCUAUCGUAAGGAGCCCGACCGGCUGAGGCAGCCGCGAUUCGUGUAGCUCUGCCAUGACCAAGCAGCUCUGGAACUGCGAUACAUCCUGGCGAUGUGUCCAGGCAUUGGCAGUGAUCCUGACCAUCCUGCUAUUGCCCGGUACAGGUGGUGCGCUGGAUCCUGGCAUCGAUUUAUUGGACGCGUUAAAUCUACACUCAAACCUGUCCCAAUACCAAGGGGUGACGAUAACACCAUCCAGAGUUUUUCAUUUGUCAGGUCUCGAUCGAAAUCUUGUUCUUCCGGCUGCGGUUUUUCACCGGGCAGUCGAGCAGAUGAAAAAAUCUCCAGAAUUUACCUUUUCCGUUGUCCUAAAGCAAGAGCAAUCCAAUUCUGGGACCAUAAUAUCAUUUUCUAACGGAAUUAAUAGGUAUUUAGAAUUACAAUCAAGUGGAAGACGUGACGAAAUACGUUUUCAUUACACACACAUAACAGCAGCGGGUGCAACGCAGAUUCUGACGGAAACGUUUCCGUAUCGACUAGCGGACGAUAUCGAGCACAAGGUGUCGCUUACAGUCAGCGGCACUGAAAUGCAACUAUUCAUCGACUGCCAUCCACUGUAUAAAAGAGUGACACAUUUUUUACCAGAUAGAAAUUUUAGUGCUUCCAAUAUGCAAUUAUUCGUCGGACAAAGGAACUCAAAUAGUCAUUAUUUAUUUAAGGGAGAAAUAAAAGAUUUACGUCUCAUCACUGGGUCUUACGGUUAUUUAUCUCAAUGCGAGCUGAUGGACGCACAAUGUCCCACGUGUGGACAGUUCUUAGAGUUAGAAAAUGCUUUAUUAGAAUUAAAACAAACAAUGUCGCUGUUAACAAAAAGGCUAGUGGAAGCAGAGAAGCGCGUCUCAUACAUUGAGGAAUGUGAUUGUAAAAAAUCAUGCUUAAUAAAUGGUACAACUAAGAACGAUGGUGAUGCCUGGGAUAUUGGCUGCAGUCGGUGUGAAUGCAAACAAGGCGUAGUCAAAUGUGGUCCAAGACCAUGUCCAGAAGUUAAAUGUAAACAUCCAGUAUUAAAGGAGGGCGAAUGUUGUCCAGUGUGUUUGAAAAGCUGUUACAUUACUAAGAAAGACUUUGAGCAUGGUGAAAUCCAAAUUCUUGGCUGUAGAAACUGUUCGUGCGUGGACGGUAAUAUGCACUGCGAAUUUCUGCAGUGUCCAGAGCUAAAGUGUCCCCCCGAGCAACAGAUGUCAGUGACGGAUGAGUGCUGCAAGUUUUGUCAAGAUACUCCACAUAGGCGAAAAGCACGGCCACACAAGCGACCGCAUGGCGGUGGUGGUGGCGGCGGCGGUAAUAGGAGGCAACAUCACAAGAAUUCUACUCACAGAAACAAACAUUCAAAGAAAAAGAAGCACGAACAAGCAUUACAGUUGCAAGCGACCGAAGAUGUGGAUGAGUGCACUCAGCAGGGUGGUCUUAAUGGUAACCACUGUCAUCUCAACACGCGAUGCGUUAACACGUUUGGCUCGUACAUUUGCGAAUGUUUACCUGGGUACCGAAGGCAGGACAAGUUUAACUGCGUGGAGAUGGACGAAUGUAAAUCGGGCGAUCACAAUUGCCACGAGAAUGCGGAUUGCAUUAACACGCUCGGUUCGUACCAUUGCCAAUGUAAGGAAGGCUACACCGGCAAUGGGCGCGACUGCAAACCUGUGUGCAAUCAAACUUGCUUGAACGGGGGUGAAUGUCGAUCACCGAAUGUCUGCACCUGCCGCACGGGAUACAUCGGCGAAUCGUGCGAGAAAGAUCUGGACGAGUGUGCGACAGGGCUGCAUCGAUGUAAGGACACGACGGAUUGUGUAAACAUGCCGGGCUGGUACUUCUGCAAGUGCAAGGCCGGAUUCGAAACCAAAGGCAAAGAGUGUGUAGAUAUAGAUGAGUGUUACCUCAAUACGCAUAGCUGUCAUCCGACGGCCCAGUGCGUGAACACGCCGGGACACUUCCGAUGCGAGUGUCCGGCCGAAGGCGAUCCGGACUGCAGACUAAGUUGCAUGUUCGAGGAUCGCGAGCUGCGCGACGGUGACAAAGUAUCGCCCAGUAAUGCACCAUGCAAAAUGUGUACCUGCUCAAAGGGUGUGAUCAGCUGUGUCGAGCCCCCGUGCAACUGUUCGUCGUGGCGCCCAGGGGUUGUCAGCGAACUGUGCUGCCCGCAGUGCGACCCCAAACAGUCCUGUCAGCACCAGGAGCUGAAGCAUGUCACGUUUCGCAGCGGCGAGCAGUGGAUAUAUCAAUGUCAAACGUGUGAAUGUUUGUACGGCGAAUUUGACUGUUGGAAGCUUGAGUGUCCUCCACUAACAUGUGAUAAUCCGAUGCCGGCCGGACCGGCAGACUGUUGUCCACGAUGUCCGGACGACAGGUGCGGGUUUGCGAACCUGACGAAACUAAUUACUAGCAGUGGCGCUGAGGAUGUCGGUGUCGGAACAACAUGCUUGUACGGGAACCAUGUAUACCCGCCUGGACCGUUUAAAUAUCCGUCCAGAGAAUGUACCACCUGUUCCUGUAAGGUCCCCUACUGUGCCCUACUGGUGAGCAAUUCCGCGUGUUGUGUGCAUCGAACGGCAAGAUCACCUGUCGUUACGACGAUAACUGCACUGUUGCUAAUCAUCGCGGUGCACUACGAAUGGUGGAGGAGCUUAAUGCGAACAGUAGGCUCAACGCUAGCUCACCUUAUCAUAAUCAACCAUCGCAAGCAACGACCCCAAAGAUGUUGGAGCAUCAGCUGCUGCACCGCAGUCUGCCUCACAGGACAGCGACCACCAAUAGUUUAUCGAAAGCGGCUACCCGAGUUGACCGAACCAGCCGUAACGCAAUGCCGCCAACAGAAGCAGCAGCAGCAGAGACCGGAGCAAGCAGCACAAUUAGCAGUAAACAACCUUUUAAUCAAGCGCCAGAUGAAGCAGCAAUUGAACGGACGUUUGCCGCUGUCUCCACUAAGGUCAAUGCUGGUGUUAUUGCAGCAGAACCAGUCGGGUCCAGACUCGACGUGGCUCCCGCACAAUCAAGCCGCGACGAAAACCUGCAGCCAACGGUGUCGGCCAUCACGGACACCAUUCAACCUCUUGAUCCUGACGAGCGUGGGCAACUCGCAGCUGACGCACAACACGAUCCAUCGUCCGCUAUGGAACAACGAGCAGCCAGUAGUGAUGGCACUACUACUGUGCAGCCAACAGCGCCACAACAGUCACUCGCAGCAGCAGCAACAACAACGAAGACACACAGAAAACGAUCCCUACUGCAAACACUCCCGUUUAUCGAUUCGGUUAGUGAUACGGACGUGGAUCCUGUUGCCCCGAGCCGCCAUACCAACGCGGCCAACAAGCGUUCGAAGCGUAGUGAACGAGGAUAGGAAGAUUGCACGAUUGCCACGCAUUACACCAAGCCCCCUGUAAUACAAACGCAAACCAAAACUGUUCCCAAAAUUAAUUUACUAUAUUAUCGACAAAGCGUGUUCGUAUAAUUCGUAUACAACGAAAACAGCAACACUAAUGCAAGGAUAACACGUGGAGUGAGUGAGUUUUGAGCGAGUUUUGUUUCAAGUUUUGGAUCGAAAGAUCAUUGAUUGAAUAAGUUAACGUUGCGAAACACGUGCGCGCGGGCUUGUGUUUCUGACAAUUCUGCAAAACAAUUACACAUUUGGUACUUCUUAACCAGUUCAUUGACACACACUCACACACACACAGAGUACAAUUCAAAUCUCAAAUUAACUCUGAUCAAAAGCGCAUACCUGAUACUAAUAUCGACAUAGGCAGUCAGGUUUUGAAGUUUUACCAAGUUCCAAAUGUUGUUAAAGAUUCCUGCGCCAAUGCGCCCCGCCCCAAUACACAUAUAUUCUAAAAUGCAUUCCUCUCCAACUCCGCCUUCAUCAUACAGAAAAGAAAGCAGUUGACGCAAUACGGCAAAAAAGCACGGCGAGCAAAGAAAACAUAAAAACAUAAAAAAGGCAGGAUCAUGGGUAUAACAAUGACCCGAACGCGCGCGACUAAAACUAAACACGCAAAUGCUGUUAACAUUAAAGAAUCUCCUCUAACGGCCUCCAGUAACAAAAUUGGCCUGCGGGUCGAGCAGUUGCCGGUCGAGAAGGUAAUUUAAACAAGAGCAUAUUUGCAACUCUGCAACGACGGAAGGGACGCUCUAACGUUCUGGAUUGUUUUGCAUACGUUUGACACCAACGAAGAAGGUUGUUAGUUCGAAAAUGGGCUACAUACAUAAUUAGUGUAAUGUGUACAAAAUAGUAAACUAAACCGUUGCGGCAUUGCAAUUGGAUUGGAAUGUUUCGCCCGGAUGUGUGUACUAUGUGUUCGAUAGUUUGGUGGAUAAUCAGUACUUACAUUAUUCUAAGCAGUUAAGCAGCAGCAGCCCGUUUGCGCCAGAAUAACAGACAGACAGUAAAACAAAAAAAGAUAGAACUAAACGAUAGGAAUAGUGCAAGUAGAUAGUUUAAUGUAAUUGUGACAAAUCUGACACAAUACAAUGUUCAACAAAUUGCUUGGUUCUAGUCAUUGACGAACAAAAGGGAACUGUAAGGAAAAUUAUUUAUUUCAAACCACAUCCCCCCUUCCCAGCACCCCCCCUCCCCUUCUGAAAUUGCAUUGUGUUUGGUUUUGUUUGAACGUAAAGUCCUACUGACUCCUCCUGCUCGAUUUAUAUAAAACAGACAAAACCGGGAUGAAAUGCUAUGGAACCCUUUUGAGUUUCACUAUUUAUUCAUUCGACAAACAACCAGGCACACGCAAUUUGUGAAAUGUUUGUUCAUACGAUUCCUGCUCAUUCCCAUCCCCUGAACCCCCCGAACCCUACCCCCAUCUCUCUGUACUCAUAUUUAGCGUUAAGCCAUGUUUGUGUGGAUUUUAUUGGAAGUUUAAUUUACGCAAUUUAAAUAUUUUAUUUGUACAAUUAAACAAAACAUUAGCAUAAUGUACUUAAGUGUUUUAACUUUUUACGAGCCUUAGAAAAGAUGACAUACCAAUGCAUCAUACGCGAUGCCUUGGAAAAUACUAGGAAAACAAAACCAACUAAAUGUAACUUAACAAAACACACACACAUACACGUUUAAUGGGCAUACUGUUCCAUUGAAAAGUAUAAAGAUUAGAACAAGAUUAAACACUUCAAUCCACGAUAAUGCUAAUAUUGAACAUAGUGCAACAAAAUGAGUUACGACUACGAAAUGUAUGCCGUUUAGAGGAAUAAGUAUCAAUACGAUAAGACGAUUAACUAUCUCGUUGGUUGAACAGCUAAAUGACCCACACACACAACGACUAGAACCACCCGCUUGCAAAUAGCGGGGGCAAUUGAGUUGCAUAUUAAGAUGCAGAGUGUAGCACGGAUAAAUCAAUAAAAUUAGUACUCGAUCCGUUUAUACAAAUAUUUAUGUAUUUGGUUGUACUUUGCAGGGAAAAGGGCAGGACAUUCGACAGUGCGAAAUAAACCACACCUUCUUUACAAUUAACUUUGUUACUGCAACCAUAAGUACGUGAACGUGAAAUUAAUGACGCUCUUAUAAACACCGAACAUUGUGUUUUUUUUAACCACCCCCAAUAACGAUAGCUUUCCAAAAAGGGCUCUCAACGGCCGGAAAAUUUGUCCGCAUGAUAUACUUACACCGUAGGAACAUUUAGGAGGCAGCAAAUUAUCUACUUUGAAUCGAAAAUUUUAAAAUAAAUCAAAACCAAGUAAACCACUAACGUAUAUAAAUAGUAAGGCUCCGUAAGGAUAUCGCUUUCUAUACCUAACAAAACACACAAAUCAGUCAGUGGAAUUAGGAGAAAUGGUAAACACUUAAGUUUUCGUCUCUCGUCUCGACUCGUAUUGUUUCGAGUUCUGUGUUGUUUAAGUUUUGAUUUCAAUGUUUUUCACUCACUAUCGACCCUGCUGUACAUAGGAGCACAAGCACUACACUACUUUAAUUUUUCAUACAAAUUCAUAGUAACAUUACAUAUUGAGCUGAAAAGACGCGGUGAAUAAAGAGACGAAUACCCUUACGUUCCCAAUUUAAAUGUCCUUACUAGAAUGUAUUAGAGAAGCUGUAGACAUUGAUUGGAAGGAAACAACAUAAAUAUGAAACGUUUAGACAUCGGCGGCAAUGCAAGCUACGUGGAGCCUACCAACAUAGAUGACUCUCUUCAUGACUGGAAACUGUACAUGUAUUUAUACGUCUUUAUAUGUUGUACAUCUUUAUUUAUCCAAAGCACAGGCGCAUGGAUAAAUAGGAUAUAAAGACUAUAUAUUGAGUAUAUAACACUAUAUAUAUAUAUACAACUAUACAUAGCCUACGCAUUGUAACUUAUUAUGGUUAGAUUAGUUUAAAAACUUUUAGGAUAACCAACAGAGAUUCUGAUGUACAUAGGUAGCUAACAACGAACAAAACACAUAAGUAAAUAAUUAAACAUUAGGAGAGAACACAGUAAAAAUUAAAACAAACAAAAAAACAGUAGCAAUUAAAAUCAAUUGACAAAUUUUGCAUGAAGAAGCAGAUGUACCCCCAAAAAGGAACAGAAAGAAACUCUCAUUCAGUUAAACCAAAUUAUAAAAAGAAGAAAGAAACGUAAAUUUGCAGAGAAAAAGCAAAAUACAGCAAACCCCACAAAACAAGCAUGAACGAAGGAAAUCUUCCACGAACGAGAUCGAUUUGAUGCGAUAGCAAACGGAAAGUCAAUCAAAUUUUGAUCAAUGUUUUCAGCAUACUGAAACACAUUGCCCUUAGAGCUCGGGGGUACAACACAAAAAGUAACUUACGAACAAAAACAUAAUAACACCGAAACAUAAUAUAAUAAACCGCAGAGGAUACCCCCUAAACACAUGUUCCGGCAGUCGAAUCUGUACAAUAAGAAUUUAAACGCGGUUGCAAUUGCAAAUGCAGGCGAAUAAUUUGAAUCGAAUAACGAUAAGGGGAUGUUAAGCGUUGUUUUUAACUCUUUAAUUUAAAACGAAGAAGAAAAAGUGUGCAAAUCUGAUCCUGUACCCAAGCGAAACCCGGUUCGAUCUGUAUAUUUUUGUGCACAUCUUAUUGUAAUAGGAAGGAUACGUUUUUUUGUCGUCUUAUUUAACGUUUUGCGAGUAAGUUAUAUUUAAAUUGUGACGCUUUUGGCAGAUGUACGGCGUUUUGUUCACCAAAUAUAACGUUCGAAGUAUGUAUCUUCUUUCGGGGAUUGGUCAUUACGCUGCCAUUUGUUAUAGUUCUUAUAUUAUUCCAGUGAACUGAGGAAGUACGACAAUCUCUUUGUAUAUAAAGGAAUAGCCAUAUUUUUUUGUUUUGCAAUUUCAAUGCAGCCCACGUGAAUGAUUUGUACAAAUAAGCGCAUAAUCAAAAUCUUGUUUGAUUAUUAAUAGGGGGUAAAACAACUUACAUGUUACCUACAAAACAAUGGCUUCUGUUCACACAUACCACACACACACACACAGAGAAAUACAAUGUCAAAAAGUUUUUAUCCUGUUUCGUUUGUUAAAGAAACGCGUUAAAGCUCUCGGAAGCUUGUAGGUCAUCUUGGGGAAAUUUCGAGGAUAAUGCAUUGUAGUAAAACAGAAUUGCAACCUUUACUACAGCAACUAUCAUGAAACGAAAAGCUCGCACAACGGAGGUUAAAUUAUGAGGUGGAAUUACUAUUUUAAUUGGGCCAAGCAGAUUAUGAAGGCGAAGCGUUACACGCAUUACAGGCCGGAAAAUAUGGGCGAUCGGAAAAAAUGGAAAAUUGGGAAUAAAGUAUAGAGAAAAAAAUGAAACGAAAAAAACAAAAGGGGGUAAGACUAUUUAUGGACGCACACAAGGAAACAAAAGUCAACAUAAAAUCGAAACUAGUAAAACCAAUUAUAUAAUUGCAAAACGGUAACAACAACAACUAUUAGGAGAGAAUAUUAAAUUACAACACACACAGAGAGUGAACGAAUUGCGCUACAACACACACACACAAACACACAAAACGAACCUCGAAGAUAUAUGAACGAAAAAAAACUUGUGCAUGUUACAACUUAAAAAACACACACACACACACACACGAGAACAUUCGUACAACAGAACAACAUUCAACACGAAGCCCAAGCAAUAGAACAAAUAAACGAACAAGAAAUAUAAAUCGUA
Anopheles stephensi (Asian malaria mosquito) is the source of this 10050-nucleotide messenger RNA. Its product is annotated as protein kinase C-binding protein NELL2-like. The transcript is spliced from 15 exons. Lineage: Eukaryota; Metazoa; Arthropoda; Insecta; Diptera; Culicidae. The record is from RefSeq and is a predicted model, not a curated record. Gene Ontology annotation, molecular function: protein binding; calcium ion binding. The coding region runs from base 2006 to 5368 and encodes 1120 amino acids.